GUACGGUAAAGCUAUUGCGGUUAGGGUUAGGUUUAGGAUGUGGUAAUGGAAUGCCGGAGGGGGGGUGGUGGACGUGGCCGGUGGAGACGAUGACGGGAGGCCGAUGUCAGCAGCGGCGGAAUAUGACGGUGGCGAUGGGUUGCGGGGUCCAAGAGAAACCAUGCCCAAUAUCUAGGGUUUCUUCUAAGUCCCCAACCAAAACGCCCUCGAAUCUCGAGAAAAUUACUCCAAUUACCAUUGAUUUCUAUAUACAGGCCAAAAAAGCUCUAUCCAAGCGUUCGCCCUUCGAUUCCGAGGAUGUCCAGGUUUCCACUGUCCUCAGUCUUCCCAGUGGGUUGGCCAGCUGGUUGUCGAAGUAUUCCGAUGGUCGGAAACUGCAGAAGAAGUCGCAUUCGGGAUCGGAAAAGAAGGGGUCGACGCCCAAUGGGUCUGAGAAAGUCCGUGGAUCAAACAUUUGGGUUGAGACCGAAGAGUAUUUCAGAGAAUUAACUGUGGAUGAUAUUGAAAAAUUGUGUGAGGUAUCAAAAAUCGGAUUUUCGGGUACUGAGAAGUGUUUUCGAAUUCCGUCACGGGGAAAUGAAAGCAGUGUUCGAGAUUACACGUGCAAUGGUCACAUUGCAGACAACCCCAGUGGUGUUAGUGGACAUGGGGUUGAAUUGGAUUCCAGGGUCGGUGUGAAAGGAGAGGCUGAAGAGGAAAGUGAGCAGUUUAUGGAAGUUGAUACUGUAGGAGCUAAUGAAUUGGUUCAACAAGAUAAGGGUAGUUCUUUGCCUCAAUCAUCGGUGCCUUGUAGUGGUUUCGAAUGGUUAUUAGGUUCUAGGAGUAAGAUUUAUCUCGCCUCAGAGCGGCCUAAUAAGAGACGGAAGCUUUUAGGUGGGCAUGCAGGGUUAGAUAAACUACUGGUUGCUUGUCCAGUUACAGGGUCAUCUUCUUUAUGCCAUUAUUGUAGUUUGGGUGACAUGGGCGACCAGUUAAACCGGAUUAUUGUUUGUAAUUCUUGUGGUGUGGCAGUUCAUUGGAGAUGUUAUGGUGUGCAUGAUGAUGUGGAUGGUUCUUGGUUAUGUUGUUGGUGUAAGCGGAGGAAAGAGGUUCUAGCUAGUGAUAGGCCUUGUUUACUUUGCCCUAACCAGGGUGGUGCUUUGAAACCUGUUCGGAAGAGGGGUUUUGGAAGUGAAAAUGGCGGGUCAGUGGAGUUUGCUCACUUGUUUUGUUGUCAGUGGAUGCCUGAGGUCUAUGUAGAGGAUACUAGGACAAUGGAGCCGAUUGUAAAUCUUGAAGGAAUGAAAGAAACUCGGAAAAAAUUAAUUUGUUAUUUAUGCAAGGUGAAGUGGGGUGCUUGUGUUCGGUGCUGUGACGGAGCUUGCAGAACUUCUUUCCAUCCUCUAUGUGCUAGGGAAGCAAGACAUAGAAUGGAGAUAUGGGGCAAAUUUGGAUAUGGUGAUGUUGAGCUAGGCGCGUUUUGCUCAAAGCACUCGGAUGCCCAGAAUAAUUGCAGCACCCAACAAGUAGGGGAACUGUCUGCAGCAAAUGGUUUUGAUUCCUGCAUGUCUGAACAGCGGCUAACAGUAUCAACUGUGAACAAACCACCUAAGUUAAGGAUUGGCCGAAGACGUGGAGAUACAAAUGCUGUCCACGGUGAAACAACAGAAAAUGACUUGGAUAAGUUGGGCAGGAGCAUAUUACCUGAGGAUGGGUUGUCAGAUACCAGUUCAAAUUCCAAACUUGGGCGAGAAUAUAGUGAUGCUCAGGAACCUGGUAGCAUGGAUAUGUUAGUUAGGGACAGAAGUGAAGACGUUAACAUAUCUGAGACUCUAAACUUCAUGUUGAUUCUGAAGAAGUUAAUUGAUCGAAGAAAAGUCAACAUGAAAGAUGUGGCGUCAGAGAUUGGUGUCUCUCCUGGUUCAUUGGCCUCAGUGCUCACUGAGGAAUGCAUGGCCCCUGAUUUGCAUUGCAAAGUAGUUGAUUGGCUUAUAAAUCAUGCUUAUAUUGGCAGUUCAUUCAAAAAUCUGAAAUUUAAAAUUAAAUCCACAAUCACAUGCAAAGCUGAAAUAGGAUUUGCUCAUGAUAGUGAAGCUGUUGCAGUAUCAGAAUCUGAUAUCCCUGAUGUGGUUUCUGUUAAGUCAGUACCACCUAGGAGGAGAACCAAAGGCAACAUUAGAAUUUUAAAUGAUGAAAAGGUUACAUGUUCAUCUAAGGAAAUUAUUAGCAAUGAUGGGCUGGUGAUUGAUGAGGCUCACAGUGGCCACUUUUUCAGAGAAGAUUUGGCUUAUCCAAGUAAGGACUUUGUUGCUGAUUUCACUGAGAAGAUGUCAGUUGAGGCUGUUGGUGUCCCGAAUAGUUUGCCAAUCAAUUCUCUUAUGUCUGAAGGUGAUCUAGCCAAACACAUAAACCCCUGCUUCUCUGAGGGUGGUCAGGCAGACAACGAUGCCAUUUCUGAGCAAAGUGCUAUCGUGAAUUCAGAACACAGGAACCUUAGUUGUUCUGUUGCUAUGAAUCCAAUUCCUAAUUUCAUCAAAUCCGCGGCAUCGUCUAGCUUUUACGUCCACCCCCUUAUACAAUACAAAUUGAUGCAAAUGCAGAAGCGGGUCCUAUCAAAGAACACAAAUCAAGAGUAUGAUGGUUCAAGGGACAGAGAAUCAUUGGAUAAUCCUUCAAGUGUCGGCAUCUGUGGUCAUCAUCAACAUUCUACUUCCACUGACCUGAGUUCCAAAGUUGAUGUGGUAGAUCUAGAACCGUUGGUCAAGGCUAGGAACAUGGACAUAUUAGGACGGUCUCCAUUAGAUGAAGUGGAAGGGGAACUUAUUUUUUGUCAGCAUAGGUUACUGUGCAAUGCAGUUGCAAGAAAGAGCUUCAGUGACGACUUAAUUUGUAAGGUUGUGAAGAGUCUUCCCCAGGAGACUGAUGUUGAAGGGAACCGAAAAUGGGAUGCUGUACUGGUUAACCAGUAUCUUUGUGAGCUUAGAGAAGCAAAAAAGCAGGGAAGAAAAGAGAGACGGCACAAGGAAGCUCAGGCUGUGCUUGCUGCUGCAACUGCUGCAGCUGCAGCUUCAUCUAGGAUUUCAUCAUUUAGGAAAGAUUCCAUUGACGAAUCUGCUCAUCAGAAGAACCCACUGAAAGGGACCAUUUCUAAUGGAAGGGCUGGGCUUUACUCUCAGCACAUGCCACAAGCAAAGGAGACGCUUCCAAGAUUGGCUGUUUCACGGGCUUCAUUAGAAAAGAACUCUUAUUUAGAUUGUUCUAAAGGACACCCCAGAACUUGUGACAUCUGCAGAUGGUCUGAAACAAUUUUGAACCCAAUCUUAGUCUGUUCGGGUUGCAAGGUUGCAGUUCACUUAGAUUGCUACCGUAUUGUUAAAGAUUCUACGGGACCAUGGUAUUGUGAAUUCUGUGAAGAUAUAUUGUCAUCUAAAAGCUCUGGAGCUCCAGCCCUCAAUUCUUGGGAGAAGCCGUAUUUUGUUGCAGAGUGUAGUUUAUGUGGUGGCACUGCUGGUGCUUUUAGGAAGUCAACUGACAGACAAUGGAUCCAUGCCUUCUGUGCUGAAUGGGUGUUAGAAUCAACAUUCAGAAGAGGACAAGUGAAUUCUAUUGAGGGAAUGGAGAAAGUUUCCAAAGGGUGUGACGUUUGCCAUGUCUGCCAUCGCAAACAAGGUGUCUGCAUAAAGUGUAAUUACGGUCACUGUCAGAACACGUUUCAUCCCUCUUGUGCCAGAAGUGCUGGCUUCUACAUGAAUGCGAAGACUAGUGUUGGGAAGUUGAAGCACAAGGCUUAUUGUGAAAAGCAUAGCUUAGAGCAGAGAACCAAGGCUGAGAAUCAAAGACAUGGAGGUGAAGAACUGAAAAGUCUUAAGCAAGUUAGGGUUGAAUUGGAAAGGUUACGCCUUCUUUGUGAGAGAAUUAUCAAACGAGAGAAAUUGAAGGUAACGUUUCAUAGUGUAUCAAUGGAAUUCCUGUCACGUAGGUUUCCGAACAUUUGUAAACUUUGGUGUUGA
Messenger RNA from Ilex paraguariensis (yerba mate), 3989 nucleotides. Lineage: Eukaryota; Viridiplantae; Streptophyta; Magnoliopsida; Aquifoliales; Aquifoliaceae. The record is from the annotation of a GenBank genome assembly.